Erpetoichthys calabaricus (reedfish) is the source of this 774-nucleotide messenger RNA. RefSeq names its product phospholipase A2, group XIIA (gene pla2g12a). Lineage: Eukaryota; Metazoa; Chordata; Cladistia; Polypteriformes; Polypteridae. Gene Ontology annotation, biological process: lipid catabolic process; phospholipid metabolic process; arachidonate secretion. Gene Ontology annotation, cellular component: extracellular region. The transcript is spliced from 4 exons. Bases 96 to 674 code for a protein of 192 amino acids. Gene Ontology annotation, molecular function: A2-type glycerophospholipase activity; calcium ion binding. The record is from RefSeq and is a predicted model, not a curated record.
CUUAUACGUGACGCAAAGCGCUCACCUUCACCACGCAUGAUGGAGGAUUAGGAGAGGAAAACGAAAGUCCGGACCUGUACGGAUGAGCGCCCAGGAUGCUUCCUUUGUGGACUUCUGUUCUGGCGGCCUUAUUGUCCUGGCGGCCUGUGAGUUGCCUGGCCGCCGACUCUCAUCAGGAGCCGGAGACUCCGGACUGGAGGAUGACUCUGAAAACCAUCCGGAACGGCGUGCAUCGCAUCGACAUGUACCUGAACGCGGCCCUCGAGCUCUUCGGAGGGGAGGACGGACUGUGUCACUACAAGUGCAUGGACGGGUCCAAAGCAAAGCCUCGCUACGGGUACAGACCCCCACCACCUAAUGGAUGCGGCUCUCCUCUGUUCGGAGUCCAUUUUGACAUUGGCAUCCCUUCCAUGACGAAAUGUUGUAACCAGCACGACCGUUGCUACGGCACCUGUGGCAGCCAAAAGCAGGACUGUGAUGAGGAGUUCCAGCAGUGCCUCUCCAAGAUCUGCAGAAACGUGCAGAGGACGCUGGGCUUGUCAGAAAGCAUUCAAGCUUGUCACUCGGCUGUGGGACUUCUUUUUGACACCGUGAUGCACUUGGGAUGUAAGCCUUAUCUGGACAGCCAGCGAGCCUCGUGUAUCUGCAGCUACCAGGAGAAAUUGGACCUCUGAGCCGUUUUCACGUUUUUCUAUUUUUUUAUUCCUUCUUUCUGUCUACACCGUGAGAUGUUGUGUCUUUUUCCUGGGAAUUAAAGCUGUAGACUGAACUCUA